Molecule: messenger RNA, 1446 nt
Organism: Amaranthus tricolor (Joseph's coat)
Lineage: Eukaryota; Viridiplantae; Streptophyta; Magnoliopsida; Caryophyllales; Amaranthaceae
Product: probable purine permease 11
Exons: 2
Coding region: 115-1284 (389 amino acids)
Cellular component (GO): membrane
Molecular function (GO): purine nucleoside transmembrane transporter activity
Source: RefSeq, a predicted model, not a curated record
UCUUAGUUUGUUCAUAUUAAUUCAAUCCCUUUAUCUUUACCAAGUACCAAUAUAUCAUAUUUUCUUCUCUAAGUUUUUUUUUUUUUUUUUUUUUCUCUCUUUAAUUUGGUUCUUAUGGAUGCUGAUUCUCAAGAGUUGGCAAAGCAAAUCAAAGGCAAAGGAGACAAUGAUGACUACAAACAAUACCAUACUUCUCCUAAAACCAAUAAUCAAAUCAACAAGAAAACAAUUUUCCACAAACCAAAGCAACACUAUAAAAAAUGGGUUUUGAUCACUAUCUAUACCCUUUUUAUUCUCAUUGGUAGCACUAGUGCAACUCUCUUAGGAAGACUUUAUUUUGACAAAGGUGGUAAUAGCAAAUGGAUGGCUACCUUAGUACAAUCAAUUGGUUUUCUUCUUUUCAUACCCUUAAAAUUCAUCUUCUCACCCUCAAAAACUACCCUACAUAGCCCUUCACAAUUUAAACUCUCCUUACUAUACUUAACUUUUGGCCUCAUUUUAACCGGAGAUAACUUAAUGUACUCAUAUGGACUCUUAUACCUCCCCGUCUCUACCUACUCUUUGUUGUGUGCCUCACAACUAGCCUUCAACGCGAUUACAUCCUUCUUUAUAAACGCACAAAAAUUCACUGCUCUAGUGAUUAACUCAAUUGUAAUCCUUACCAUCUCGGUCUGUCUCUUAGCCAUUAAUUCCAAGGAUGAAAACAAUAUGGCCAAUAAUAUCCCAAUGGGAAAAUAUGUUAUAGGGUUUUUAUGUACUAUUGGUGCAUCCGCGACAUAUUCUUUAAUGUUGUCCUUGACACAAUACUCAUUCGAAAAAGUGAUAAAGGACGAGAGUUUUAAUACUGUCGUAUGUAUGCAGCUUUAUCCUUCGUUUGUCUCGAGUUGUGCUUGUGUAGUAGGGCUCUUUGCUAGCGGGGAAUGGAAGACAAUUAAUAUGGAAAUGGGGGAUUUCAAGUUAGGGAGAGUUCCCUAUGUGAUGAUAUUAACUUGUACGGCUAUAAGUUGGGAAGUUUCCUCAUUUGGAUUAUUAGGGUUAAUAUUUGAGAUUUCUUCACUUUUCUCUAAUGUGAUUACUACAUUGGCUUUACCAUUAACACCGGUUUUUGCGGUUGUGUUCUUUCAUGAUAAGAUGAAUGGGGUGAAGAUCAUUGCUUUGGUAUUGGCUAUGUGGGGAUUUUUUUCUUAUAUAUAUCAACACUAUUUGGAAGAAAUUGAAGCUAAUAAGGCACAAAACGAAAAUUGGAAUGAAGUUGAUCUUGAUGUAAGCUUAGAGAUGUGCUAAUCAUGCAUAUGUUUGAAAGGUUGUACUUAGAAUUAUGAAUUUAUGAUAAAAUUUUUGUGAUCUUUUGAGAAAUGAAAUGAUUUUGGUUGGGUCGGGAAACGGACAACUAGAAAUGAAUCAGAUUUCUCAUGAAAAAGUAAUAUAUGUUUUAAUUAGAUACGA